GAGCUCAGCUGGCUUGGGCUAAACGUGUUUUAUCAAUUUUGCUGUAGAUUUUCGAUUCUUGUCAUGAAUUCUACCUCAUGUGUCUCACGGAUGGCUUUCCUGGUGUUAUUGGCGUGUCAAGUUGUAGUUUUUGGACGAAAACUUGAACCAAAGGCAAAAUGGUUAGCCAGCGGUCAGGACGAGCUCAUAAAAUCAUUGAAAAUUGCUGAGAACUAUGGUGUAGCUAAGAACGUCAUCAUGUUUCUUGGGGACGGGAUGGGCGUCUCCACCGUCACUGCCAUGCGGAUCUACAAGGGACAAAAGGAAGGCAAGCAAGGAGAGGAGACACAGCUCAACUUUGAGAAGUUCCCGUCCGUAGCCUUGUCAAAGACAUACAACACAGACAGGCAGGUAGCCGACUCGGCUGGGACGGCAACAGCCUACCUAUGCGGCGCUAAGAGCAGGUAUGGGAUCAUAGCCUACGACGAUACGGUCACUGUUGGAGACUGUGCCUCGGCAAGGGAGGAUGCGGAGGUCUCGUCGAUUUUGGAAUGGUCUGCUGCGAAAGGCAAAUCAACUGGAGUGGUUUCAACAGCCCGGAUAACGCACGCUUCCCCAGCCGCUGCAUACGCCAAGUCCUCUCACCGGAACUGGGAAGACGACGCCCAACUACCCGCCUCUGCGAAAGGGAAGUGUAAGGAUAUCGCCGCCCAACUGAUUGAGAGGGGCAAGGAUAUAUCGGUCAUCCUUGGGGGAGGAAGGGCGCAGAUGAUGCCAAAAACUACUUCUGAUCCAGAAUAUACUAGCAAGAAAGGCAACAGACUAGAUGGUAGAGAUCUUAUUGAGGAAUGGAAAAAGGAUAAAAGCACCCGUGGCAAAGAGGCAAAGUACGUGUGGAAUAUAGAGGAUUUUGAUAAGGUGGAUCCGAAGAAGACAGACUUUCUGAUGGGUCUGUUUGAGCCGUCUCACAUGCAGUACGAACUGGAUCGUGUCAACGGUGGGAAUAAAGAGCCCAGUCUGGCCGAGCUGACGAGUAAAGCCAUCAAAAUGCUGCAAAAGAAUGACAAGGGGUAUUUCUUGUUCGUCGAAGGUGGUAGGAUUGACCACGCUCACCACGAAGGCAUUGCCCGAUACGCGAUAGAGGACGGUAUAGCCUUCGAGGCGGCAGUCCAGGCAGCCAUCGACCUGACUGAUAUGAGGGACACACUGAUCGUUGUCACUGCUGACCACUCGCAUACGAUGGUCCUCUCUGGAUACCCGAGUCGGGGUCACCCGUUAUUCGAUAUAACUGACUACGCGAAUGGGACCGACGGCAUGCCCUUUACAUCUGUCCUAUAUGGGAAUGGUCCUGGUUACGAGAUUACACCGGCAGGCAGGGCUAACCUCACAGACAAAGACACCGAGGACCCGCACUACAAGCAGCAAGCAGCCGUCCCCCUUGGAUCCGAAACACAUGGAGGCGAAGACGUCACAAUCUACGCCCAAGGACCAAUGUCGCAUCUCUUCCAUGGUGUCCAUGAACAACACUACAUUGCCCACGUCAUGGGCUACGCCGCCUGCGUUGGCCCAAAUCAGGACCAUUGCACCAGACCGGAAGUUGUGCGGAUCGGUGAUGGAUUGAUUUGCAUGACGCAAUCGGAUAUGAUGUCAUCGAAAGGGACCGCAUCAAAACUAAUUAUGACGAUAGCGCUCACAGCCUUAGGGACACUAUCCAGUUUCCUUCUGCUGCUUGUUGUCUUUUUCUAUCGACGAGGCCGAGAGAAGUUACCGCUGUACAAGUCAUCCGCUCGCAGGUAUACAUCUCUGGGGGAGGAGGACGGAGACAUCUAAGCGCAUCGGGUGUUUCCGUACUGCUUCGAGAUUGUUCGAGUAUCAACAAUCGGAAGAGGAAACCGGCGGCAAAAGACGUGACUGGAGCUGGAUGUACGUAACUGCCGAGUUGCUAGCCCUGCGUAUUGAUAGAACAAAUGCUGCAAAUACAAAUAUUAUAUGAUGUUUAAUGGACAUGUUAUUGACAGUGUGAUAAUUGGACAACUUGUAUUUCGUGGUGUACUCAAUACAUGUACAUGUAUUACAAAAUAACAUCAAAUAUGUUUCAAUAACAAUGCACCUUGAUCCGUAUUAGGACAUAAGGGUAGAGUGAAUUCUCGAGGGGACUAUAUAUUCUUUCACACUGGAGAGGUGAUAACUCGCGAAUGGCAAUCAUGACGAAAUGUAGAGGAGAUGAACCUAUUGCCAGUCUGGAACGUAGUGGAUAUCUAUACCCAGCAUUUUGGAAUGAAUAUCCGAAAGCCUUGAUAAAAACGUACACCGUACACCUAUAUUGUCCAUAGUGUUAAGUGUAGAAAUCUGUCCUCUUUCAGACUGAUCUAAACAUCUCCAACUAGUGAUAGUAUGAUCUCGAUAUUCAAAUAGUACAUUUGAUGUUUCUUUUGCAAUCGCUAUGAUGUAAAUACUGAAAUGAAAAAUGAAAUGCUCAAUGUAAAACUAAUUAAUAGUUAAUUACGACGUGUA
Lineus longissimus is the source of this 2493-nucleotide messenger RNA. RefSeq names its product alkaline phosphatase, tissue-nonspecific isozyme-like. Bases 64 to 1809 code for a protein of 581 amino acids. The transcript has 12 exons. Lineage: Eukaryota; Metazoa; Nemertea; Pilidiophora; Heteronemertea; Lineidae. Gene Ontology annotation, molecular function: alkaline phosphatase activity. The record is from RefSeq and is a predicted model, not a curated record. Gene Ontology annotation, biological process: dephosphorylation.